AUGGAUCAGGAGCCAUGCCCAGCUGGUGAAAAAACAGCCGAAAUAAAUACAAUUAACCACUUGUGGAAAGACUUGAUGGGGAAUCCGAGUAAACCGUCUGACCAUCCUUGUGUAGAGACCGCAGUAAUCCGGUUUACGCAAACUCGACUGCCUGCUAUGAACGGAACGACUUUGAUCCGAUCGCGUCAACUUGACCUGUAUGCCAAAACAAGAGUCCCGCUUUUCGGAGGCCAGCCAUCCUCAAUAACCGAACAUAACAUCACUUGGACGGAUGUGUCACGUGCAGGACCCGGCCCUUCGAAAGCAUGCCCUGAUUGGUUAGAAUGCCGGCUAAUCGGGGCCGAGCAUCCUUGA
Molecule: messenger RNA, 354 nt
Organism: Opisthorchis viverrini
Lineage: Eukaryota; Metazoa; Platyhelminthes; Trematoda; Opisthorchiida; Opisthorchiidae
Exons: 3
Coding region: 1-354 (117 amino acids)
Source: RefSeq, a predicted model, not a curated record